Molecule: messenger RNA, 3018 nt
Organism: Oncorhynchus tshawytscha (Chinook salmon)
Lineage: Eukaryota; Metazoa; Chordata; Actinopteri; Salmoniformes; Salmonidae
Product: leucine-rich repeat-containing protein 15-like
Exons: 3
Coding region: 1-1074 (357 amino acids)
Molecular function (GO): protein binding
Source: RefSeq, a predicted model, not a curated record
AUGCAGCUGGUAGCCUGCUUAGCGGUGCUGGUGCUCUGUGUGGCAGAGGCUGUAGAGAAUUGUCCCAAUGUAUGUAAAUGCACCAAGCAAACCAGCCCUGAAAGGUCAGAGGUCAACUGCCACAAGAAGGGGAUGAGGAAGUUCCCCUCCAAACUGCCCCCGGAUUCCUGGAUUCUUAAAAUGGGCGAGAACAGAAUAGUAGACCUCCCGCCAAACGUUCUGAAACCCAUCCCCAAGAUCGAAAGCAUCAACUUGGAACGCAACGUCAUCAAAUCAAUACACCCCCAGGCCUUCUCUGGAGCCCGGAGGCUGAUGCUGCUCAACCUGUAUGGGAAUCAGAUCAACAAACUCCCCCUGAAGGGCUUCCAGGACCUACUCAACCUCCGCUUCCUCAUGCUGGGCCAGAAUCAGAUUUCCAGUGUCAAACCAGACAUGUUCACUGGCAUGAGGAACCUCUCAGAUCUGGACCUGCCUCUCAACUCUCUGACUGCCCUCCCUUCCAAUGCCUUCAAGCCUCUGAUCGCCCUCAAGGUCCUGGACCUGGCCCUCAACCGCAUCCAGAGAAUCUCCACAAAGGGCUUUGUGGGCUUGACGGAGUUGCUGUUCCUCAACCUGGACAACAACAGCCUAAAGAGUAUCCCGGCUGGGGCCUUCAAGCCUCUGGCCUCCCUGGAGAUGCUGGUGCUGGAUAACAACCUGCUGUCCACGCUGACCUCAGCCACUCUGGAGGGCUUGUCCAAUCUGCAGGAGCUCUACCUCAGGAACAAUGAGCUGGAGAGGCUGCCCCAGGACCUGUUCAGACACACACCCAAGCUUUCCCAGCUGGCCCUCAGUGGGAACAGGCUGAAGACUGUGGAUGGAAGCAUGUUCACCCAGCUGUCUGGCCUGAAGGAGGUGUAUCUCCAUGACAACCCCUGGACGUGUGACUGCAACAUCAACAACCUGGUGCGCUGGAUGUCCCAGACCAAGGCCAACCUCUCCCCUUUGGAGUCCCUGAGGUGUGUUGCCCCAGCAGGUUACCGUGACAAAGCCCUCAAUAGCCUCAAAGACCAGAAUCUGCGCUGCCGGGCCUAGACUGAAGACACGCCAACCCUUACAACGUGCUGCCAAGACUGAAGCCAAACCAACCUUUACUCUACUCCAGCAUCCCGCAUUAGCCACGGUCCUGCUACAGAGUUACCUGUUAUACAACACCUACUACUCAGUUAUGGUCGAACGACAGCACAGUUACCCAUUUCUGUAUAACACCUAAACUCUUAGAAGAAAGGGUUCCAAAAGGGUUCUUUGUGAAGACAAUUGUUCUUUGUGAGGCAAAGGGUUCUACCUAGAACCUUUAAAAGCAUAAGAACUGUUUUUGGAAGAAAGGGUUCUUUGAUGAUUCUUUGGAAGGCAAGAAGAGUUAUACAUAGAAUCAUAUACUGUAUCAUAUAUCCCACCAUUCUCUAUUGCAGGGGGAUUUUCAGUAUUGUUUGUUUUAAUAUCUGUGUUUUUGCAUGUGCAUUGAUUGAUUGAUAUAUUUGAUGCUACACAUUUUUCGAAUCAAAUCCAAUCUGUCCGUAGUUAUUUAUUUCACCUGUUACUUAGAUGGUUGUUCCAGUUUAGAUGAUUGAGGUGGUCUCAGUAUUCUAUCUUCCCUACCCUGGCAGUCAGUCAUUUUAAAUGCUGGUUGAGGGUGAUAAAGAAUUCCACUUGUUGUUUAUCCUAACUCUGGCUGGAUUCCAAUAGGAAUUAAACAUCACUUUGCAAGCCAGCAUAAUGUGACUUGCAGGCCUGGUGUUGCCUGUAAACUAGGAGUUUCCAAACACAAUUGUGUUAGGGUAUAACUCUGAAAGAAAGGCUAUAUGAUAUUUGUAAUGUAUUGUCAUAAAUAAUACAAUUUUGAAGGCUAAUAAGGCUGGUGGGACCAUUUGUAGAGGGUUCUAGGAAGAACCCUCCAAAGUUAAAGGAUUCUCUGUAGAACUCUUCAAAAAAGGUUCUAGGAAGAACCUUUAGAUGAUAAAGUGGUUAUUGGUAGAACCCUUCAUAGAGGGUUGUAGACAGAACCUUUCAUAUAGGGUUCAAGGUAAAACCAAACAGGGGGUUCUAUGAAGAACCCUACAUAAAGGCCUAUACAGGGAGAACCCUCUGCAAAAAUAGUUCCCUUAUGGGGACAAACUGAAGAACCCUACAUGGUUCUACUUAGCACCAUUUUUUCGAAGAGUGUACUGCAACCAUCGUCCAACAACACUGUUACCUAUUACUGUGUAACACCCACACUAGCCAUGGCCCAGCCACAGAAUGACCUGUCAUUGUGCAACACCCACACUAGCCAUGGCCCAGCCACAGAAUGACCUGUCAUUGUGCAACACCCACACUAGCCAUGACAACUGACAACUGUACAGUUAGCUAUUACAUUCCAACCAUAAGCCAGAGAUAUUAUAACAGUAUCACAGAAAGAGAAAGAAGAGCAAAAAGGGAUAUUUAAUAGCUUGCCUCUGAGCUUUCUGUAAUUGUGGUGUUCUACUUUCCAUCAACCCCAAACAUACAAUUGACAUCUUCGUUAAACAUGCUAUUAUUAAGGCGGGCUGAGAAACAUGCUUCUGUAAUAUCCUCUGUAAUAUCCUCUGUAAUAUCCUCUGUAAUAGCUCAUUCAUCUGUGCUCCUGUUUUAGUUUCUUAAUUGUGCGUAUUUUAUAUUAUCUGAAGUAAAUGUAUUUCUAGCUUUUCUUUACAGUAAUAUCCUAUGCUGAUAAACCUAUAACAUAAGCUUAUUUUCAUGACACAAUAUGUAUAUAAGGUAAUUAUAUUAUUCAACAUAUAUGCAAUCAUUGUAUGCUUAUUAGUGUGAUAUCUUUGACGAUUUGCCUAUGUUUCUGAGCUUGUCACUGUAGAUUGUAGUCAGUUGAUCUCCUAAUCUAAAUAUACAAUAUCUCAAAGUUUUCCAUUGAGUGAAACAUAUGCUAUUGCACUAGUACAAUCCUAAAACAGCAUUAACUCAGUCUGUAGUCUAAUUGAUUUCAGACUGUACAUUCAUUUUGAA